AUGGCUGCUGUUAUUCAAUUUCGUAACUGGUGCAAAGUCGAUCUCCUUAUUCGACCAAUCCUCACGCAACACAUGACCGAUGUUGAAGGUCUUGACUCUGUUGACUCCUUCGCCAACAGAACAACUUCUCAAGUUCGUGAAGACAUCAAAUCUAUGCAAAGAGCCCCUGAUCCCAACAAUGCAAAUGCGACUAUCGGAGUCACCGCUCGCGAAUCGAUGACCAUUCAUCAUCUCAUGGAAGGGGACUCCUACCCGCUUCCUCCUCAUCCCCCAAAGUUCAACAAUCGCGAUGGUCGAAUCAUGAUGGAAAACAUUGAAAGUUGGGCUCGUACCGCCUAUGGUUAUCGUGGAAUUCGACUUGAUUAUAUUUUCCGUGAAAAUUCUGAACUUCCAGCUGCUGGUGACCCUGGAUUCCUCCGAGCCGACGACGGCUCUCGCUCCAUCGAAGAAGAACUUGUCCGACGUGCUGCCCACACUGGUGCUGUGUUCCGUCGCAACAACCAGAAAUUUUGGAUUAUGCUCCAUGCCGUCACACAUGAAACUGAUGCCUACAAUCAUGUUCGUCAAUUUGCUCCAAGUUUGAAUGGCCGAGCUGCUUACUUCGCUCUGUUUGCACAAUAUCGUGGAAGGGGACAUUUCACCAAUGAACGCCAAGCUGCUGUCCGUGUCCUCGCAACACUUCACUGGAACGGUAAAGCUCAAGGCUUCACUUGGAAUACUUUUAUCAGCCGCCUUAUUGGAGCCUUCAACGACCUCGAGUUGAACGGUGAUCCAUGCUCUGAUGCAAAUAAGGUUGAUGUACUUCUCGAGAAAACUGUUGGAGAUUCUUCACUUUCCAAUGGAAGAUCACACAUUACAGGAGAUGCCGUUCUCCAAUCCAAUUUCCAAGGUGCCAUCGAUUAUCUAACAACACAAGUCUUAGCUGCAGGUAACGACAACACCCAGCGCCGCAAUGGACAACUUGCUGCUUUCACCCGUGGUGGUGGCGGACGCGGUGGUGAUGGAAGAAAUGGAGGUCGUGGCCGAGGAAAUGGUGCCACAAACCGCCUGCAAUCAAAUGUUCCAGAUCGCUUUAGCCGCAAUGGUAUACUACUAAAUGAUGGAGGUUAUGCAAAUCAAAUCUGGAGAGAGGAGUCCACGUGGACCUACAUCAAACUGGUACUGCCUACAACUUGGCCCAACGCAAUGGGUUGGCGGCCUUUCAAGAAGCUUCUGCCGCCCUUUUGCACAAAUAUGAUGGGUCCAACGCGACCUACCCGGAUUUCCUUAACGCUCUCCAACAACGAGCUGCAAAAUAUUUUUGGGACGCGGUUGCUAAUUCAGGAACUCAGGAACGCCUACGCUGCAAGACCGAACGACAGAGCAAAGCAAAACUCUCUGGCACUUUACGAAUGCUUGUCGAAUUCAGUUUCAGGCAACUUGUAUUUGAACUUCUUCUCCCAAUCCGGGAACCUACCAGCACAGAGGGACGGCCCUCUUCUCUUCAAGGCAAUCUCCAAGUUCACCACCAUCAACACCAUGAGCUCUGCAGUUGACACUACGGAUUCGUUGACCAACCUCGACCCCGCUUUGUACAACUUCAACAUUGUGCUCAUCAAUCAAGAACUGAAUCAGCUGUUCGUUCGAACUGCCCAGAGUCCAUUUGGCCAUAUUGUCAACAACCCCUACAAGUUGUUUUACUCUCUUAAGGCCUACGAGAAGAUCAAGCGUCCUUGCGAAUUCCAUGACUUUGUCGUCGAUCUCAAGCGGCAAUACACAAACGGCACCAUUACAGAUCCGACCAUCCUCAUGUCUGAAGCAACUGCCAAGUUCAACGAAUUGCGCCAAUUCACUGGCAAGUACCAAGCCUCUUCCUUCUCUCUCAAGGAAUCUGUGGUCACAAUGCUUUCUAAUUUGGCUGCCAAGCAGCGCAAAAUACCAAAGAAGGGAUCAGGCGACCAAGAUGAAAAGAAGCAGAAGACGGCACCUGAGAAAGACGACUCCAAGAAGACCCCUCCGUUCCUUACCCACACUCGUGCCUUGCCCAAAAGCGGCGAAUAG
Messenger RNA from Cylindrotheca closterium, 2040 nucleotides. Lineage: Eukaryota; Bacillariophyta; Bacillariophyceae; Bacillariales; Bacillariaceae. The record is from the annotation of a GenBank genome assembly.